This is a messenger RNA of Protobothrops mucrosquamatus (brown spotted pit viper), 2404 nucleotides long. RefSeq names its product patatin like phospholipase domain containing 7 (gene PNPLA7). The record is from RefSeq and is a predicted model, not a curated record. The transcript has 21 exons. Gene Ontology annotation, cellular component: cytosol. Lineage: Eukaryota; Metazoa; Chordata; Lepidosauria; Squamata; Viperidae. Gene Ontology annotation, molecular function: DNA-binding transcription factor activity. The annotation marks the transcript as partial.
AUGGAGGACGAGGAGGCCCCGCCGCCCUCCGACAGCCAGAUCCUUCGUAACACAGUCUUCUCUAAAUCUCUGGGAAGAAAAUUUAGGUUCUCUCCAAUAUAUACUGUAUAUUAUACCUUUGGUGUUUUUAUCCCUCAGGUCAGCCUCUUAACAAGUUCCGACCUACGAACGCGAGUUCUCCAAUUUGUAGAAGACAGGAUUCAGACAACCAUGUUAACUGGGAUAGCCAUUGGAGCUGCGGUGGCCUUGGCGCUGAUUGGGAUCGUUGUGUAUUUUGUUUACAAGAAGGUGAAGGAAUCAAAGCAGCCUCAGGCACACGUGCCCCAGUACAGGUUUCGCAAGAGGGACAAAGUGAUGUUCUACGGCCGUAAGAUCAUGCGGAAGGUGACAACUCUGCCAAACUCUCUAGUCGGCAACACAGUGCCUCGUCAGCGGAUGCGGAAAAGGGCCAAGGUGUUGUCCUUGGCAAAGAGGAUUCUGCGCUACAAGAAGGAGUCCCCCACCCUGCAGCCCAAGGACCCCCCGCCCUCCUUGCUGGAGGCCGACCUGACGGAGUUCGACGUCAACAGCUCCCACCUGCCUUCCGAAGUCCUUUACAUGCUGAAGAACGUCAGGGUCCUUGGCCACUUCGAGAAGCCCCUUUUCCUGGAGCUCUGCAAGCACAUGGUCUUCGUCCAGCUGCACGAAGGGGAAUACAUCUUCCGGCCCGGACAGCUGGACAACAGCAUUUAUGUCGUGCAGGACGGGAAGCUGGAAGUCUGCAUUCAAGACAGCGAUGGCACAGAGAUGGUGGUGAAAGAAGUCCUGGCUGGAGACAGCGUGCACAGCCUUCUCAGCAUUUUGGACGUCAUCACGGGCCAUCCUGCUCCUUACAAGACCGUUUCUGCCCGAGCGGCAACACAGUCAACUAUUCUGCGUCUCCCAGCCAACGCGUUUCAGGACGUCUUCCAGAAAUACCCCGAGACUCUGGUCAGAGUCGUGCAGAUCAUCAUGGUGAGGCUGCAGAGGGUCACUUUCCUAGCUUUACACAACUACCUGGGACUGACCACCGAACUCUUCAGCUCUGAGAGCCAGGCCAUCCCCCUGGUCUCGGUUGCCAGCGUCACCUCUGGGGGCAACCCCAGCCGGGUGGUCAAAAGGCAGCUGUCCAACCUGUCCGAAGAGGAACGGGCCGAGAGGCUGGAGAAAUACGCAGCCUUGGAGGCCACAGGCGAUUCUGGGAAACUUCCCGGCUCCGAGCCCCCGCUCCGAAGAAGCUUGUCUUUGACCAUCCCCACCGGAUAUACCGAGGCGACAGGUAGCUCAGCUGGAGCUAAAUCAGACUUGGACGUGGCCUGCGACAGAGCCCGGAUUGAGAUUGACACCUCUGCCUCCGACACAACUGCGUACAAGCCCAUCUUGAAGAAAACCGUGACGGUGACCGAAAUGCCCUCGGCCGUCUUCCACUACAUCCAGAACAACGUGCCCGUCGCCACCAAGCAGGUCAACACCAUCUUAGAAGCCGCCAAAAAAGAUCUUCUGACUCUGAUGAAGCUGGACGACCUCUCUCUCUUGAACGGGAAAGUCACGCUCCAUCAGGUGGCCGCGGGGACGGUGGUGUCCCGGCAAGGCGACCAGGACGUCAGCAUCCGGUUCGUGAUCUCGGGGGUCUUGCACGUCUAUCAGCGGAAGAUCGACUCGGAGGAGGAGACCUGCCUGUUCAUCACCCACCCGGGAGAGCUGGUGGGGCAGCUCGCUGUCCUUACGGGGGAGCCCCUGAUUUUCACCAUCAAGGCCAACCGCGAUUGCACCUUCUUAGCGAUCUCCAAGUCCCACUUCUAUGAGAUCAUGCGCGAGCAGCCCACGGUGGUCCUGGGUGUAGCUCACAUGGUGGUGAAGCGCAUGUCGUCCUUUGUGAGGCAAGUUGACUUCGCCCUGGAUUGGAUGGAGGUCGAAGCCGGACGCGCCGUUUACAGGCAAGGGGAUCAUUCAGACUGCACCUACAUUGUCCUGAACGGACGGCUCCGCUCGGUCAUCAAGUUGGACGAUGGGAAGAAACACAUGACCGGCGAAUACGGCCGGGGGGACCUGAUUGGCGUGGUUGAAGCACUCACUCACCAGCCCAGGGCGACGACGGUCCACGCUGUUCGGGAUUCUGAGCUGGCCAAGCUUCCUGAAGGAGCUCUGAGCUCGAUCAAACGCAAGUUCCCACAGGUCGUGACGCGGCUUAUACAUUUGCUGGGUGAGAAAAUCCUUGGAAAUCUCCAGCAAGGGGGGCACCAGUUGGGCUUGCACACUGCCAGCAGCAAGUGGGACGCCAGCAACCCAGCCAGCAACCUCGCCACGGUGGCCAUCAUGCCUGUCUCUGAAGAUGUGCCUCUGUCUACCUUCACCCUGGAACUCAAGCAUGCCCUCUGCGCCAUCG